Rhipicephalus sanguineus (brown dog tick) is the source of this 1042-nucleotide messenger RNA. RefSeq lists its product as uncharacterized. Bases 172 to 660 code for a protein of 162 amino acids. The transcript has 7 exons. The record is from RefSeq and is a predicted model, not a curated record. Lineage: Eukaryota; Metazoa; Arthropoda; Arachnida; Ixodida; Ixodidae.
GUUAACUUUAUAUUCUCCUGAUGUUUUUCCUUUAGAAAUAAGGCUCCGAUUUCCAGGCCGACAUCGCAGUUCAAGUCAAGAUCUUGUAUUGUUUAAUCCACAUUCUCUAGGCAAAGAUAAACAGCCUGCAAAUGUAAUCACAUAUGCGCGCUUUCCAAGUAAGGGGCAGUCAUGCUGGUCUCUUGUGCAAAGCUUCCUUUUUUGUUAGGCCUAUUCUCUGUGCUGUCCGCGUUUGACCAAGGGCCGACGCAUGUGAUUGCAGUAACUCCUAAAACCGCAAAUGAUCCGCUUUACACACGCCCGCAAGGCCUGCUAAGCCGACCUAGACUUUCGAAGCAUCCAUCUCUUCCUCCAAUACGUGAAGAGGCAUACGAUCCGCUUUACAAACGUCCGGGAGAACUGGAUGGAAGAACUAGGGGGCUCAAACAACCAUCUCUUCCGCGAAUACCUGAAGAAGCCACCAUGGCUCCUUCAAGAUGGCAGCGGAGGGUCGAGGAGAUAAGAAUGCAACUUCUCCGUGGAGGCGGACCUCGGCCUAUCACUGCAUUCAUCCAUCAUCUACCAUGGGGCCCUCAGGCGCAAGGUCACGGUCAUGGAAAUUUGCCUCCCGGAGCACGCAAUCGUGCUCCUUUUGGACCUAAUCACCGCGGACGGGGGUAAUUGGGAUGGCCACAUUGUCAAUGUGCACCACUGAGGAAACUGAAGAACGUUUGGAUGCUGCAGAGCUUGACCACCCGCUGACACAGCAGAUUUGCUUGAGGAUGAACGUCACAUUUGAUGGCCUUCACCUGAGGGGCUAUCAAAAUGGUUGCGAGUCUCCACGGCUCGUAUUGACAUAUACUCGUUUAGCUAUUGUCGAUCACACCAGAGAAAUAGAUUGAAACAUAAAUUACAAGUAACAAAUCACUCAAUUCAGCAGGUCGGGAAACAAUUGUGCCGGAAUGCUGGCUAUGGCAUUUAGUACAUUUGUAAUUUCGGCGAGGGUUAUUGAGUGCGUGUGCAUGUGCAGUGAACAUUGUAGUUCUUUCACCACAGUAUAACU